GUCUUUGUUGUUGCUGUAGGAAACAACAAACGGUUGAAAAUGCUCUUCGUUAGUGUUUCAUGGACAAAACGAAGCCUGAUAACACAAACUGAGAUUGCAGCCUGACGUGGGACCGAUGCCAAGACAAGCAGCUCCAGGAUGUUAACCCUGCAGCGGCAGUAACACAGAGGCUACGCGGGAGCAUGGAGCUCGUGUCGGUGCAGUUUGACUUUGAAUACACGGGGAAGGACGGUCGCCUCGUCUCCAUCAAGACGAAUGAAAGCUACAUCCUGCUCUCCAAGACCAACGAGCACUGGUGGCACGUCUGCAAAGACCGGCACACCAGGCCCUUUUAUGUCCCUGCACAGUAUGUGAAGGAGGUUCAGUCAGUUUCUGCGGACUCCACCGGUCUGGAGAAGAAGCUGGACCCACCUGAGUGUGAGGCCAACAGUAAGCCGGUGGAUGUGGCUAUUGUAACACCAGCUAAGACGGUUACUCGGGACGGUUCAGGAGGGAAAUGCCGCUUUUCCACUUUCGGUUUCUGUGAGGAUUUACCUGUUCUGAAGCUCUGUGAGACUCUGAAGGCAGGGCAGACCACAAGCAGAAGCAGCAGCUUUGCAGAAAACCUGUGCGACAAAGAGACAAAAAAAACCUCUGCAUCUCUUGAUGACGACAAAAUGCAACUGUAUGCAAAACCCCACCGUGUGCCAGAGGACAAAAAAAGACAGAAACAGUCAGAAAGCUCACACGAGGAAGAUAAAACACAACAACUACAGACUGUUCUGCAUAAUGACAACGUGGACUUCUCUUCGCCCCCAGAUUCACCGAUAUAUGACACCAUACCAGAGAUAAAUAUAACAGAUUUGGACUCUUUUCCUGACCUGCCUCCUCCCAUCUUUUCAAAUGACACAUGCAUGUUGGAGCAGCAGGAUCUGGGUCUAACUGCAACAGCAACUUCUUCCACUGAGGCACUUCCUAUUCAGCAGGUGGAAAAUGAAAGUCUCCGUUCAGCCGUUUAUGUCAAUGUAGCACAACUCCGCCAAAGCAUCUCAGAGUCUCCCCCGUCGGCUCCUUCGUCCUACUCUCCUUCAUACCUUGAUCCAGAGGGAUGGGAAGUGCAUGUUGACCAGGAAAGUGGACAGGAGUACUACUUUCACCCCUCGACGGGGCGCACCACCUGGGAUAACCCAUUCCUAGACUCCCCCUUGGACCCUGAGCCACCUCCGGAAGAGGAUCCCUGUUCCCCUUCGCCUCUUCAGUCUCCAGCCCUUUCCCCAUCCACCGCCUCCCCCUCGGGGUGGACCUCAGAGUGGGAGCAGUUAGUUGAUGAGGACAGUGGUCAACCUUACUUCUACAACCCGAUGUCUGGGGAGACGUCCUGGGAGCCUCCAGAGCAGCUGAGCCCGUAUCCCGCUCAGACGGAGCCCAUGAGCGUGCACAGGUUUCACGAGGAAGGGCCGCCUCCUCUACCUGAAGAGGACUACCCUGCAGGGGAUUACCCAGCUGGAGAACAGCCAGAGCCCUCCGAUAUGCUCCUUGCGACAGGCCCUCCCACCCUCCCUAAAGAGUACACCCUCAGCCAUGUGAGCAGGACCAUCAUCCCGAGGGCCAACCUUGACCGCAGCACCCACAGCGGCUGGAACCUCAAUGUGGAUCCCAGCGGGACCUGGGUGUUCACCAGUGAACACUCCCCUGAGCAGUGGAUUAAGUCGGUGGACGAUCGAGGGCAGACCUACUACUAUCUGAGGGGCGGCUCCAAGUCUCAGUGGAACCUGCCAGAGGCCCCCGUAGGUCCUGGCCAGUCCAGGAUGGAGAAUGGAGUCGAGGCAGACAACGUGUCAGUCAUCAAAAACUGGAGACACACCAUGGGACCCGCACAGCUCAGCCCAGCCCUGGACGACGGGAGAUUCGUCCCGACUCACCGGAGGAACACGUCCGACUACAGCAGCGACAGCUCCAGCACGGGAAACUCUCCGGAGACGCAGCACAACGUGCAGAACUUGGAGAAAGCAGGAAUUCUCAACAAAACAAAAGUUUCUGAGAACGGCAAGAAAGUAAGGAAAAACUGGACCCAGACGUGGACGGUUCUCCUCGGCGGAGUGUUGACGUUCCACAAAGACCCGAAGUCUACAGCGCCGGGGGCCUCGAACAAAACCAAUCAGAUAGUCCCGGAGGUGACGGUGGACCUGCGGGGAGCCACGAUUGGCUGGGCCUCGAAGGACAAAUCCAGCAAGAAGAAUGUGUUAGAGUUAAAAGGCAAGAACGGCGUGGAGUUUCUGAUUCAGUACGACACAGAGAGCAUCAUCAGCGACUGGCACAAAGUCUUAGUGGACACCAUACGACAACUGGAGUAUCAGGACCAUCAUUCAGACGAGGAGGACAGUGAGCUGUAUGAAAAGAUCGCCAUCACAGAGCGGGAUGACAAGGUCGCAGGAGGUAUUGACAAGAGAAGACCCUCCAAACCGAGCGUCACUCACUCGUCCAGCUCUGCAGGAGAGACGGAUCAGAAGAGGGUUCGGACCAAGCUGAUGAAGUUCCUCAUGAAGCGUCCCACGCUGCAGUCCGUCAAAGAGAAGGGCUACAUAAGAGAAAAUGUGUUCGGUUGCCAGCUGGCCACGCUGUGUGCACAGGAGAGGACGACCGUUCCUAGUUUUGUAGACAAAUGCAUCAAAGCGGUGGAAAGAAGAGGUUUGGACAUUGAUGGACUGUACAGAGUGAGUGGGAACCUCGCUGUCAUUCAGAAACUACGCUACAAGGCCGACCAUGAGGAGCUGGACCUCGAGGACGGCCUGUGGGAGGACGUUCACGUCAUCACCGGAGCACUGAAGCUGUUUUUCCGAGAGCUUCCUGAGCCGCUUUUCCCAUUCAGCCACUUCAAUGACUUCAUCACCGCCAUCAGGAUUCCUGAUUACAACACAAAGUUGGAUUGCAUUUAUGAGCUGGUCAGGACACUUCCGCCUUCAAAUCAUGACACCAUGAAACUCCUUUUUGGACAUUUAUACAGGUUGAUUCAGCACGGCGAGGACAAUCGAAUGACGGUGCAGAAUGUGGCGAUCGUUUUCGGCCCGACUCUGCUCCGCCCGGAGAUGGAGUCGUCCAACAUCGCCAUGCACAUGGUCUUCCAGAACCAGAUAGUGGAGUUCAUCCUGAAUGAAUAUGAGCAUAUCUUCUACUCCAGCUAGAGCAGCGGCAAGCCGACAUUGCAGACACGGGCGGACGUCCCAAAUCGUGCUUCGAGUGCUAGAUUUAAGUUCUGCAUGAACAUAAUAAGCUUCAUUGCAACACCCGAAACAAAACUCCUCUUGUAAAAAAUACAUGAAAGGGCUCUUCAAGUUUUCCUUUGUCAGAAUAUUUGAGGUUUAACCAGGUGAAAAGUAGGCGAAAAGAUCUUCAUAUGAGCACAUUUGAAGCAUGUUUAACAUCCGUCGUGUCCAGAUUUACGUCAUAAGAGGCUAACACUUAGAGAACUAGAAGGAUCUUUGGCAGUAUUGUUGGAUUAGAAGUCAAUCCUAACAGGUGUAAAACAGGUGUGGUCUAGAUUCUUGUGUUAGAGAUGCUGAGCUUGUUGUGAUGGUGGAAGAAGGACUGUGUCAAAUUGCUCUUGCUCACCUGAGCCUGCGUUGUUCUUAAUCUCACAAAGUCACCUUCUAUGUUUUAAGAUUUUAUUUUGUCUUAACUGCAGCGACGACAGAAAACCUGGACAAAUGCAUUAACGCUCUCUUUUCAAAUGUUAAACAGUAGCUUCCAUCUUUAUUUUAAAAACUUUAUUGACAUUGUUUUUAAAUUGCAGGCCCAGUAUAUCACAUGCCCAACCACUGAGAUUGUAUUCUAAUAUUGUUUUGUUUUUUUGUGAUCAGAAGUCUCAUUUUUACCUGUGAAUUUUAUUGUAAUAUAGAAAUGUAUAAAAAGAAAUAUUAAUACAAACAUCUGGCUGUGAAGUAGAUGACGACGUAGAAUACUUGGGCAACAUAUAAAGUGUAUUUUAAACCAUGCUUCAUGUGAAGAAACUGUACAAUAACUCCUUACAAAUAUAAAACUAGUCAUGCAUAUGUUGACUGUUGGCAGUCAAAACAGUGUGAUUAUGAAACAGACAUGUGGAUUCUAGAGAAGAUUUAUAAUCUGUAAAUAGGAAUAGAUGGCAUAUUUAUGCUAAAAGGUGUCGAGAGGUCACACGUUAUACAAUAAUAAAAAAUAACUUUUUAAAAAAUGGAA
Molecule: messenger RNA, 4191 nt
Organism: Labrus mixtus (cuckoo wrasse)
Lineage: Eukaryota; Metazoa; Chordata; Actinopteri; Labriformes; Labridae
Gene: arhgap27
Product: Rho GTPase activating protein 27
Exons: 18
Coding region: 183-3161 (992 amino acids)
Biological process (GO): regulation of GTPase activity; signal transduction
Cellular component (GO): cytoplasm
Molecular function (GO): protein binding
Source: RefSeq, a predicted model, not a curated record